Messenger RNA from Nanorana parkeri, 8959 nucleotides. It is a transcript of the gene MGA, whose product is annotated as MGA, MAX dimerization protein. Bases 134 to 8953 code for a protein of 2939 amino acids. The record is from RefSeq and is a predicted model, not a curated record. Gene Ontology annotation, molecular function: DNA-binding transcription factor activity, RNA polymerase II-specific; protein dimerization activity; RNA polymerase II cis-regulatory region sequence-specific DNA binding. The transcript is spliced from 26 exons. NCBI's taxonomy places the organism in Eukaryota, Metazoa, Chordata, Amphibia, Anura, Dicroglossidae. Gene Ontology annotation, cellular component: MLL1 complex; nucleus. Gene Ontology annotation, biological process: regulation of transcription by RNA polymerase II; positive regulation of DNA-templated transcription; cell fate specification.
AGUAAAGCGGCCGGAUGGGACGCCUCCCCGGCACUCGGGGUUUGUCGGUCGUCGUGCUUGUGUGGUGUUUGGAGGGAAAGGCAAAUGACUUUCCGAUGGUGUUUGCGGCCUGCUGAGUAAGCUUCCAAGAUUUAUGGCCAUCAUGGAGCAAAAUAAAACUCAAGAAGCGCCUCCAGAAAGUGGGAGUAAACCUCCAUCAACAACCCCUGCUUACUUUGUUAUCCUACACCAGGCACAGGGUGAUGAAAAAGAAGAAAGGAUCCUUGUAGCCAAUCGGGAUGCAUCAGCAGUUGCGCCGGUUGUCCAGCGUGGACCUCACGAAUCCAAGUCUGCUACUUUUCUGUCAGCUGAUUGUACUUCUUUAGGAAUUACCGUGAGCCUGGAUAAUAACAACAUGUGGAAUGAAUUUUACCGGUGUAGCACAGAGAUGGUAUUAACAAAGCAAGGAAGAAGGAUGUUUCCUUAUUGUCGCUACUGGAUUUCGGGUAUGGAUCCUUACCAGAAGUACAUCCUUGCUAUGGACAUCACUCCAUUGGAUACUCACAAGUACAAGUGGAAUGGAAAGUGGUGGGAAUCUGGUGGAAAAGCAGAUCCACAUGUUCUAGGAAGGGCGUUCAUUCAUCCUGAGUCUCCAUCAACAGGGCAGUACUGGAUGCACCAACCGGUUUCUUUCUAUAAACUCAAGUUGACUAAUAAUGUUAUGGACCAAGAAGGUCACAUCAUCCUUCACUCUAUGCACCGCUACUUGCCAAGGUUACAUGUGAUACCCGCUGACAAGGCCACUGAAGUAAUCCAACUCAACGGACCUGAUGUUCAUACCUUCACCUUUCCACAGACGGAAUUUUUUGCAGUAACAGCAUAUCAGAAUCUUCAGAUUACCCAGCUAAAGAUUGACUGCAAUCCCUUUGCCAAAGGUUUUAGGGAAGGGACUGUGGUGGGGCGGCCUCUUAGAGAAGGCAGACCUAAGAAUUUGGCACAAGAAAAAGACUCACCGGGCAGCAAAAAGUUAGAAAAUGAUAACCAAGAAAGCACUGGAAGGCUAAAGGAUUCUUUUUCCAUGUCUGAACAGUCUGAUGCUGAAACUGAAAAUGAAUCUUUGAAUGCCAAGCAAGAAAUGCUCAGUCUUUCGAGUUCUCAGACCACAGUCCUAGAGAAAUUACUGCAAAAACUAAAUAAACUUGACAGUUUGGGUGACGCGCGUGUUGUGGCAACUCCAUCUGUACCUGCAGAGCUGCCUAAAAUUAAAAUCAAGGAAGAACCCGAGGACAACUAUGAUUACAAUAAGACUGAAUAUAACACAGGAGUACAAGUUAAACAAGAGCAUUCUGAUGAGGAAAUAACUGAUAACUUCUCAAACAGCGAUGAUGACUAUCCAAUUUUAGAGAGGCACUUUGCACAGUUUAGUACAAAGCUUCGCUCACAUCGGAAGCACUCUGUAAGACGUCCAUCUGGGGUGGCAAAAGCAAAAUUGCUGAAACUUGAUGAUGGGAAAAUGCCGACAGUGUACCUGGAGUCAUGUUCUACUAAGAAGACUGCUAAGAAAGUGUUGACAAAUAACACAAUGCGGAGCAUUAAACAAGAAGAGUUUAUUAAUGAUUCCCCAAGCAUUACUUCCUUUAAAACGGAAGAAUUCACUAGAACUGAUGACAAAAGACCUAUUAAAAGAAAAAUUUAUGCUGACUAUGCUGUCCCAGUCAAUGUGCGAUCCACCCGUGGACGCAAAAAGAAGCUCCCUUCCGUUCCAGCCAAGCCUAAAGCAACCGUAACCCCAGGAAGUGAGAGUGGUGCGGCACCUGUUCCGAAAAGAAGAGGGAGACCUCCUAAGAAUAAAGGUGCUAAAGUAGGACGCCCUCCAAAGAAGAAGCCGCCUAUAGAGACUCCACAGGUCCCAGAUUUCAAGCCAGACCUGGAGGAUGUGGAUGGAGUCCUAUUUGUUGCUUUUUCUUCAAAGGAAGCACUGGAAGUUCAUACAGUAGGAAAGCCUAAGGCUGAUAUACCAUUAGCUCCUCCAGACCCACCAGUGCAUGUUGAAUUGACAGAAGAGCAAAAAAAAAUUGUAAAUUUGGAGAGACAGCUCCUGGUUCAGCUUAAGGCAAUGCGACACAGACAGGUCAUUCACCCUGCCCUUCAGCAAGUGGGGUUAAGGCUAAACAUUGUAGACCAUUCAAUGAGCAUUGAUCUGAGGUAUCUAGGAGUUGAGCUUCCACUUCCUUUCAUCACAAGUGACUCCAGAUGGGAUAAUUGUGCUUUAAGCUCAGAAGGCCUUCCAUUUGUGUCUAGGACAGGAAAGACAACUGACUUUACAAAGAUUAAAGGUUGGCGUGAUAAAUUCUCUACAAAUCCAGGGGUGAAAAGUGAAGCUGGAAGCUCAGAGACAACUUUAAAGAAUCGCUCGGCGUUCUGCAGUGAUGAACUUGAUGAGUAUCUAGAGAAUGAAGCAAAGUUGAUAGAGGAUAUCCGAGGAACGUCUCAAAAUGAGACCUUUAUAUCCACAGUUAGCUUCCAAUUUCCCACCAAAAGUGCCAGUUAUGUCAGGACACUUGACAGCGUGUUGAAGAAGCAAGCUCUUCAAGCAUCAUCGAAUUCUAUAAAAAUGUCAAAGCCUCCUUCUCCCGAGCCAGUCAAAAAGCGCAAAUAUACACGCCGCGGCUCAACGUCAAAGAAGAAAUUAAAAACAAAGCCCACAUCACCUGCGCCAGUAGUAGAGAAACCGGUCAAGUCCCAUUCCCCAAAGAAACCAAAAAGUCCAAAUACAAUAAAACUUACUCCAUCACAGUGUGUGAAGAGUCCCACUACAUCUCAACCUGGAGAGACACCACCUUUGUCUGAACAUGAUGUGACAGUCCAGCCUAGUGUUCUGUCACCUGGGAAGGACAGUUCAGGAUCAGGAUUACACCAUACUCCCUUUCAGAGUCCACAGUUUACACACAGGUCUCCUGGACUUUCUAAAGUUCAAAUGAAACUUCUGGCACUUGAGGAGACUGCUAUAUGCCAAGGGAAGCCACGCACUUAUGUCACUGAGGAGCGUGCUGAGAUUGCCCUUUCUGCUCUUCUUACUAUGCAGGGUUUCUUAAAAAGCAAACCAUUACCCAAAACGAUCAGCAAGCAGACACUCCCAUGCAAUAAUGAAUUUUGCCGCCUUGGUUGUAUAUGUACAAGCUUGAAACGUGCCAAGAACAAACCUGCUCAUUGUCAGCAAGAAGCCUGUAUGUUUGGCUGUGACUGUGUAAAUAGCAAAUUGUGUUUUGAAAAAGAUGGACUAAGUAUUACAUCAACGAGCUUUAAACAGAAUGCUGGUGAGGAUAUGAAUUCCUCCACUGAAGAUAAGCAUGGUGCUACAACACAUGGUACACAACCAGCAAAGCACUCGGAUCAGACGGACAAGGACAGAAAAUCUCACGAAGAGAUAGAGAAACCUUGUAUAUCGGUGCAAGGAUUACCAGGAGGCGAGUCAAACAAUGAAGGCAUUCAAACACCUAGGAGAAAUUCAGGGGAUUCUGCUGGCAGCUGUUCCAAACGCAGGUCCCUAAAAGUUGUUCCCAUUUGGGAUAGAGGGGAUGUGGAAAACGAUUCAGAACCUGUUUCUGUUCUUGAAAAAGGUGAAGUAAUUGAAGGUAAAAUCCCAUUCCAAAGAAGACAAUCAGAGAGGGUCAAGUCCUCUGCAAGUAAAUCCUCUCAGCUCUACACUCCUAAACCUGCAUCAGACAAUGCCAUGGUGGUCAAUCACCAGGAGUGUGUUGAUGGCAAAGGGGGUUCAUUCAUUCGAUCUUGGAUGGGGCGUAACUUCAGCUUCCAGCGGUCUACAUUCCAGGAGUCAACAACUGGCAGACUGACUUUCUCAACAGACGUCUGGAUCCGGGAGAGUGGUCUCUUCAUCCGUAGGUGUUUCAACAACUUUGUAAGCGCUGGGGAACACACGAUAUGGAUCCUCUGGCUUCUCGUCAUAACAAGGUGUACAGAUUUGUGUCCAGAGCAAGGGAUUCAACAGCGGAUGCCUUGCAUCUUCAUGGGGUCAGCACACCCUCCUGUAGGCCUUUCCUCCACUGGCACUGAAGGAAUUCCAGUCAUUCUCAUUGCCUCGCAGGAAGUGGUUCUUCCUGACGAUUCGGAUCUUGAAGAUUUACAUCACCAUGAUAGUAUGACAUGUGCACGAGUAAGGGUCUACAAACCUAAGUCAACGCAAGAGAAGGCCAAAAAGGACCAUGGUGCUUGUGCUGAGACUCCUGGAAAGGAAAAUAGCCAUAAACCAAGCAAAUACAGAGAACGGGAAAAGGAAAACGCAGGAAACAGCGAGGUUUCUGAAAAAAGGCACAAGAAAACAGACAGCAGCAACCCCAACAAGCUAUUUAAUAUCAUCUCAGACUGCAGCUGGGAGCAGGAUCCUAAAAAGAUCCUGAAUAUUGUGUCACAGCAUGUUGAUAACAAGGAACCACAGUCCUUUCGAGUAGGCGGCUUUAAUAUUGAACUGACUUCAGAGAAUAAAGGUGGAGGUGCAUCCAAAUCAUCUGCCACUUCUCAUGUGAAGAUCACAAUGGCUCCAGACCAGAACACAGAUCAGGUCACGACAAAGCCAUCUCCUGUAAAGGAGAACAUGGAGAGCAUAAAACCCCCUGAGCAAAUACCCUCAGAGACCAGAGCUGAGAAAGAUGCAAAAUCUCAUGGAGGUAAAGGUCUUCCAUUCUACACCAAGGUCAUUCCAGCUGGAAAGUUGGUUGCUCAAUUAAAAAAUUCCACCCUCAACCAGUCGGAGCUCAUUCAGGUUAAUGGAAAAAAAUUCCCACAGGCAAAAUUGCUGUUGGGUCAGAUGGGAGCACUUCAUCCAGCAAAUCGAAUUGCAGCUUAUAUAACACACAGACUACGGCCUAGUCUGCUUUAUUUGUCUAAAGCUAAAAAAGACCGUGCCAAAUUAAAUGUUCAUAAUGCUGGUCAAGAAUCUUCUACAGCGAAUGAAAAUGUGGAAAUCGCUUCAGAUGAAGUGAAAACUGCAGUUGCUUUACCUCAGAGUGAGACGGUUUUACCAUCCACACCCAGUGGUGUCUGCACUGACUUUGUCAUGGGUGAAGGUGGAAGUCAGGAAAAGGAAAGUUCUGAAGUCCUAUCACCUGAACCCACAGCUGUGGAGUUGCCAAAGAUGCAUACCCAGCCUACUCCACCAGUACUUGUAUCUACUCCAGUAUCAUCAAGCACUGCAGUUACAGUUGUCUCAUCUUCUGUGAACAUGAUAUCAACCACUCCGGCAUUGUCAUCUGGUGAUGUUUCACCCACUAAAAACCAAGCUGCCUCUUUACCUACACCCCACAUAGAUGCAACUAAACUAGUAGAAAAAGACUCUUCCAUCCCUGUGACUGCAGCAUUAUCAAAUGACACCACCAACACGGUUAUUUUACCUUUGGGUCUUUCUCCUGAGUGUGUGUCUAUCCCACCACCAGCUUUAAUCAGAGCUCCUUGCCCUCCUGUGACUUCUUCAUGUGUCAGUCCGUCAGAUUCUCCAGGUACUAAUAAAAGUCUUGCUGCUUCAGUGGCAUCAAGUUUGGUCGCUUCAGCCAAUGUGCCAACCAUUGGACUGGUUAGCUCCCCAACCGGACGACCUACGGUGAUGUUAAGAACAGUUACCUCACCUUCUGUAUCAACACAAAGGAUUACCUUGACCUCAGGACUUGAUAAACGAUCAGGCACUCGACUUCUCCUCAUACCAGUGUCCAAUGGCUCUGCUCCUGUUCGCCCAGUACAGUGCGUGCAGACAAGUCCUGGCAAGAAAGUCGUCUUACAGCCUAUUAAGGGUCCUAAUGGAGUUAACUUAUUCAGGCACCCAAAUGGGCAGAUUAUCCAGCUUGUGCCAUUACAACAACUUGAAGCUGCUAACGGUCAACAAAGUCAGCGUAUUGUUAUCCGCAGCCCAGGUUCUGCAUUGAGUAUUCAACUACCUCUUAAAACCAAGACUGAUGCUGCAAUUCCUGCUUUAGCUACCCCUGGGUCAUUAUCUAUUCCUCCUGCCCCUGCUCUACAAACUGUCUCUCUUUCUAAGAUCAGCCCAGUUAAAUCUGGGGUUACAUCAGGAGGUCUACCAGUACUAACGUACUCAACGACUACUGCCCUGAGCUCCAGCCCACAGGAUUCUGCUGCUAAACCCAAAGUGAUAUUAAUGUCUGGUAAACCUGCAGUUAUGAUAGAUGCCAAUAAUUUGACAAAUUUUCCAUUUUUGAAAUCUGCAAUGAUUAUUUCAUCGAGUGAGGACAAUGUAGACCGUGAUAAUGGUAAGGAAUGCAAAGGAUUAUCCAACUUGGAAACCCAUAACACUGUGGAGAAGCGAAAUGGUCUUAAAGAAUCUGUUGCAUCUGCAGAGCAGGAGGUUUUCACUCCGUCCAUAGAAAAAAUUGGGGAAGUUGAAAAGAAAACGGCAAUCCCAUCCAGGGUAUUGGUUAAUCUAAACGAGUCUGAAAAAACAGAUAUUUCAAGUUGGACUUUGUUACAAGGUACUAAUAACCAGGAUUCAUCAAAUUCUUCACAGAAAAGCUGUGAUAUUUCCACAGAUAUUGAAGCUGGGCAUCCCUUACACACCACCACUGUGAAUCCUGCAGCUGAAAGUGACCAGAAUGAUGAAAAUCCAAUGGCUGACAGUGACCAGGAUCCUAAAAAUCCAACAGCUAAAAAUGACCUGUAUCUGAAAAAUGCUGAAAGUGCCCAAGAUGCUGAAAAUUCACUGGCCCAAAGUGGACAGCAUCUUGGAAAUUCAGUGACGGAAAGUGACCGGGAUCCUGAAAAUCCUGCAUCCGAAAUUGACAGGGAUGCUGAAAAUCAGGUCGCUGAAAGUGACCAGGAUCCUGAAAAUCCAGCUGCUAAAGGCAACUGUAUUUCUUUGGAACAAGACCGUGCACGCACUGAAGAAUCAGCAUGUAGUACUGCACAGGUACAGACAGUAACAGAUUCAGAGGGUAAACCACAAAGUCCACUGAAUAAAUCUGAGAAGAAGGAAGGAGAAAAAGGCAGGAGAGGUCAUCUUCUUCUCACUGAUUUUACAACAAUGAACAAGCAAGAUGAAAACCUUCCCUCGGAUCCUGGUUACACUAGUAGCACACGUGAAAGUGAACAAAAUUCUGAGGAUGAGGAUGAAAGUGAAGCUGAGGAGUCGGUGGACAUUGAAACAGUGGAAGAACUUUCUAAGAAUUACCUUGCUCAACUUAAAGCAAAGGCUACUACUAACACGUCACACAAUGACAAAUGCACUACUCUGGUAAACUCUUCAAAAAACCAGAAAAAAGGCUCUAAGGUGAACGGGGAUGAUAAUUUGCCAAUAGUUGUGGAAUCUGUUGUACAUCGUCGAAACCACACAGCAAACGAGCGAAAACGAAGAAAUGAGAUGAGGGAUCUGUUUGAGGAGCUGAAGAGAGCUCUCAGCCUUCACAACCUUCCAAAGGUUUCCAAGAGCUAUAUGCUUAAAAAGGCUAUAGAAGAAAUUGAGGGGUUGACAGAUGCAGCGGAGAGCCUCAUAAAAAAAAAGGCCUUGAUGUCUCAGAAACAGAGUCGGUUGAUCAAGAAAGUGUCAAAUCUCUCAGGAAAACCAAAGGAAGUUGUGCUGAAGAAACUGGAAUACUUAUACGCAAAGCAGAAUGCUUUAGAAGCAGAGAAUAAGAAAGACUUGGAGGAGGAUCAAGCUCUCAAAGCAUCUGUGAACAAACCUCCUCCACCCUUGAAACUGGAGAAUGAAGCUAAUGAAUCUUCAAGUAGCAAAUCUACAAAGCCAAUCAUACUUUCAAGAACGCCUGUACUGCUUUCUGCGGAGACCCAGGAGCCAGUUGUCGUAACUUCACCCAAUUUUCUAAUGGCAUCUCCAGGACUGGCAGCAGUGAAGGAAGUCAAGGUAGAAGAGGGUUCUGGAAUUUCACCAACACAUGUGCAGGCUGAUGUGAGGCCGGCACAGAUGCCAACAGAUGACCUGUCCAUGAUGCCUAAGAUUGUCAGCGUCACAUCCUUAGCCGAGGAAGCUUCUUCAGAUCUGGGCCAGGAAUUUGUCCAUACUCCAACGAUUAAGGAAGAAACAGAUACUGAGGUUCACAAUCUUCUAGCAAACACUGCUGUUUGUGAUCAGGCAGAACAUUUGCCAUCUACAUCCCAUGUGCUUGACACCACAGAAGAACAUUGUAGCAGUAUGAAUAUAACCCAAAGUUCUGUCUCCAGUCUUCCAGAGAAUCUCCCCCUGGCCAGCGUCAGCUUUGUUAAUGCUAAGGCAUCCUCAAAAAGUGGAAAGGGUACUAUGAAUGAUUUAUCUUUGGAUAAUGUUGCAGAGGAUGUCAGAGACUCUGAACUCGAGCUGGAACUCAGGAAGCUUUCGUCCGCUAUAGAUGAAGCAGAGUUGGAGCCAAGCGAGUUAUCAGAUGUCAUGGAGGAUCAUGAAGACUCGGAUGAAACUCUCACGUCUCUUUUGAAUGAGAUUGCUUUAUUGAAUCAACAGUUAAACAAUGACAACAGUGACUUGGGCUGCAACUUCCCAGGAACAGACACACCAUCCCAGGGAAGUGUUGACAAAUCUGCAGGUGGUGAUGCUUCCCCUUUCUUUUUUGGAAGAUUCAAGGAAUUGCCUGAACCGAAAGAAAAUAAUGUUUCACUCAGUCCUCUCUUUCUACAAUUAGAUGAGGCAGAGAUACAGGGAAGUGUUAAGCAUAUUGAAGAGCCAGGUAUUGCAUUUGAGGAUGUAGACGGUAAAGCAGCAUUGACUAAAGUGGAGGAUGAUCUUCUGCAGCCUCCUGCUAAUGUGGCUUUUCUUCAGGCUAUUGAUAAACCAGGAGUGGCCUCUAGCCCUAAUAUGUUUUGGAGGCCUAUGCCCAAAUUGGCACCUCUUGGACUAAAAUCAUCUAAUGUUCCGAGCGAUCAAAGGGUAUCGGGGAACAAAUCUAUGCCAUCUUUGGCUUCAGCUGCAAUCCGCUUAAGUUCACCAAAUCAUAUGGAUCAUCAUUAGGUCUGC